AUGACAAUGGCUAAUCCAUGUCCAUGUGAACUGAUCGUUAAUGAAUCUUCAUCGAAUAAUCCUUCAAAUUCUAUAACAGAUUCAACAACAAAUCAAUUCAGUGAUGAUGAAAUUCUUGAAGAUUAUCUUGAUCGUUUAUCAGAUGCAUUUCCAUUCGAAACAUCAUCGGAUGUCUCAUCAUUAUAUCCAGUACUUCAUCAAACAAAAAAUUUCGAUGCAAAUCGUAAACGUUCUAAACGACCAAGUUGGGCAGCUGUUGGAAAACGAGCAACUUCUCUUAACAGUAAACGACCAUCAUGGGCUCAAGUUGGUUAA
Adineta steineri is the source of this 315-nucleotide messenger RNA. The record is from the annotation of a GenBank genome assembly. NCBI's taxonomy places the organism in Eukaryota, Metazoa, Rotifera, Eurotatoria, Adinetida, Adinetidae.